Triticum aestivum (bread wheat) is the source of this 2052-nucleotide messenger RNA. RefSeq lists its product as uncharacterized. The transcript has 2 exons. The record is from RefSeq and is a predicted model, not a curated record. Lineage: Eukaryota; Viridiplantae; Streptophyta; Magnoliopsida; Poales; Poaceae. Bases 1040 to 2002 code for a protein of 320 amino acids.
CUUGAAAGAUUUAGAGAAAAUUACCCCAACUAUGAGAGAGGAAGUGGAAGAUUUGGGUACAGGGAGGAGACAGGGAAAUCUGAUCAACAAGUGGAGGAAGAGAGGAGAGGGAUGGCAGAUCUAAAGCUUCCUUCAAGCUCCAAGGAAGAAUCUGUGAAGAGGAUGGAAGAGGAUCAGAGGGCUAGAGAUCUCGAAGGCAAAGAGGAUGUGGUGAUGCCUUCUCCCUCUUUCGAUCAGAUCCAACAACACCAGUGGUUUGGGGCUCUCAUGGCCUAGAUGGCCCAACAAAAGAUGGAAAGCUCGUCUGGGGGUGGAAUUGUUUUCCCCCCGGAAGCAGUAGAAUUAACCUGUCUGAUGAGACUAAGAAAUAGCUUGCAUGAGGGAAAGAUCCCAUGGAAAAAAGUGAAGCUAUCAUAGAUGUGGGAAUAUGCAAGGGCAGAAAGGAUGGUUUCAGAACAACAGGUUUGGCCAGAGGGAGAGCUUGGAUCAAAACAAAGCUGGUGGGAACUUUAGAGUGUUGUGCAACAAGUGCAAGGACACCAGACAUCUGAUUAGAGAUUGCAAGUUGCCCAAUUUUAUCAUUUGUGGCAAGAACUCUCACAUCACUGAGGAAUGUGCUUGGCUGAAGCAAAUCAAGCCAACCCCCAAAUUUAUUGGAUAUGCAGCUAGAGGUUUAGGAGCGCUGUUGGUUCAAAAUUCUAAAGAAGUUGUUAGUAGUGAACAGACUAACCCUAUGGCCAUUGUGAACAUAUCUUCUGGGGAGAUUAAUGAAACUCAAUUCUUGGAGGGGUUCAACUACUUGUUUAGCUGAAACUGGCAAUGGAGAUGCAAAAAACAUGGAGACAAAGCUUACUUGAUGAGAUUUCCUAGCAAGAGCAAACUGGCAGAACUUCACAAAUUUGGAAAUUUCAAUUUGCUGGGGACCAAUGCUGUGAUUAAUGUGGACAACUAGACUUAUGACACUCAAGCUAUUGGCAAAUUGCACACAGUGUGGGUGCAGUUUGGGAAAAUCCCUGAAUGUUUCAGACAUUUUUUUGGAAUGUGUGAGGUGGCUGCUUCUCUUGUUCCUGUUUUGGAAAUUGAUAUGUCCACUAUUCUGAAAGAGAUAAUCAGGGCUAAAGUGGGAGUCAGAGACUUUGGAAAAAUCCCCCAUCAUACUGAGAUUACUGACAAGGACCUGAUCAUAUAUAGAAUCAACAUUGAGUUGGAAGAGGUGAUCGAACAAGGGUGGUAUGAAGAAAAAAGAAAGUUUGAGAACAUGGAAACUGAACUUGAUGGAACAACUAUGGGAGGUCAGAAAAAAAUCAAGAUUGGUGAGUUGGGAGCUGAUGGGAUCAAGGAAAACAUCUCCAUGGGAAGUGUAGGACUCAAAAAAUUUGAGGAGAUGCAACAAAAAAAUGAGGAGAUAUUGAAGAUGCGGAAAGAUUACUUGCUAGAGGUGGGCUUGAGAAAGAAAGUAGAGGUGGAGCUGGAUAAAGUUCUCAAAAAGUUUCAAGAAGUUGAAGAAAUCAAGUGCAGGAAUGAUGCUUGGAAAGCUGUGGACAAAAAAAAGACUGCUAUUUGGGAAACUGAGAAGAGGAGUCUGCAGGAUAUGAUCCAAGGUCAGCAAGAGUUGAUAAACAAGUGCAGGGAAAAAAUUGAUGCUUGGAAAGAGAAAGAGAUCUAUGGAGAAGAUUUAGGUGAGAAAAAUGAGAUGGAAUCUAAAAUAUCCCAGGAUAACACACCUGAAGAUGCUUAUGUAGAACCUGUGAAUUACUCAGCUAGUCAAGAUUCAGUGGAAUCUCUAGGCACAAAAUUAGGAAUUCACAAGAAGGAGGAGGGAGACAAGGAUAAAUAUAAAGAGGGACCUGCUAGAAGAAGUGAUAGAAACCUGGAUAAAAAAGAUGCUAAAAUAGAAGACCUGGCCAAGGAAAGGGCGGCUGAAAAAGACAAUUAUGAAAAGGUGCCCAGGGGAAAGAAUGUUGAUGCUGGGAGAAAAACUCAUCAUGCAAGUAGCAAGUGAUGUCUACAAGGCUGGCAUUUUGGAGUACUUCGAAUCUAGCAAUGACGGGG